GUUCAGGCAAUGGAGGCACAUGGGCAGCAGCAUGUCCAUGCUGACCUCGAAAGUGUACGAUGUUCUGUCGUGCGCAGAAUAAUUUGACGGAUUGAGACUUACUUCCAGUUAUAGACCCAUGUCUACGAGGGCAUUGUUGCGUUAUGUGGCCAAGCUGCGGCACGCCCACUCGCACCUCAGGCUAGAGUGCAGGCACAUCUCCUCGCGACAGAAGAAGGGCAAACACGAGGGGGAAGAGGAGAAUGGUCCUGAAAAGUUACAAUCCCUGGUGUACAAUCCUUCUGCUUACUACCAAAACAAAGUGGAGCGGUCUGUGCUCUUGCGAGAUGCUUCUGGGUUGGAUGAGGAGAAGGAGGCGGGCUCUCCAGCCGUGGUCAGUGCAGUGUUCAGACAGCCGGGCAACCCGUACACUGUGAGCUCCUCGCGCCGCUUAUCUAGCGCCAAGAACAUGCUGCUCGGUCUGGCUUUGAACGGGGAAGCAGCUGGCAAAAGGAACAAACCUGUCAAAAACCAAAAAGGCAACAAGCUGGAUGUGAAAGUGGACACGCGCGCCUUUCAGAGAUGCAGGCCAGAGUAUAGCAGCUUUACUCAUGACGUAUCCCGCCGUCCAGCUGUCCUUCACAUAAAGGAGGCCUUGUUACUGCUUCAUAAAGUAACUCUGAUAAAAGGCAACAUGGAGCCUUCAGACAUAACCAGCCUUCUUUGUGAACUGGGCCGCGUGGCCCCUGAACAGACUGUGGUGGUAAGAGGCGAUACGUGCUUCUACAUGCUUCUGCGCCACACCAUGGAGAGCCUGCCGAGCUUCACGCACACACAGCUGCUGGAGAUCCUGCAGUCCUUCUUGGCUCUGGAACUCUCCCCCUCGCACGCUGUGCUCGGCCAGCUGGAGAGCGAGUUUGCUCGCCGGGCAGGUGUGAUGGAGCUACGGCAGCUGCUGCUCGCAGCCGACCUGUGGAGAAGCCUUAGAUGCUCAGUGCCGCAGUACCUGGAGAGGCUGGGCGACGUCAUCAGCCGACACUUCGGCCAGAUGGGACCACCAGAGCUGGUACAGUUCAUGUACGUGCUGGGAGAGAGCAGAUAUUGCCCUGCUUCACUCCUGCCACCCCUGGAAGUGCUUCUCAUGCGUCAUCUGGAUCGGCUGAAGGGUGAAGAGCUGGUGACUGUUUGUUUGGGCCUGUUUAAAUCGCAGAGCUCGCUGUCGGAGGGAGCCGUGCGCAGGCUUGUUGACCGGACCCUUGCUGUGAUCGAGCACGUGAGUGACUUUGGCCUGGUUAAUGUGAUGAAGCUGAUGCGCUUCAGCCACCUGGACCAUGUGCCCUGGCUGGAGGCCAUGGCCAAUGAGGUGCCUCGCCGGGCGCCGCAGAUGGGCGUGCAGGGCCUCAUGCACGUGGCCCUGGCCUGCUCUGCACUGCACUACCGUGAUGACCGUAUUCUCCUUUCUGUGGCCCAGCAUUUGCCCCAGAAGGCCUCGCACUACAGGAGCAAAGAUGCCGCCAAGCUCCUGUGGGCAUUCGGUACCCUGGGCAUCGUUCCUGGCCAGUACACCAGCCUGUACUCUGGUCUCACUGAAGUGCUGCGGGAACGGCAGGCCGAAUUCCAGCGCUUCCCUGAGCACCUCCUCACGGCUCUGCUUGGCCUGGCAUUCGCGGGUGAGUUCCCCCACGACCUGCUGAGCCUGGCACUGAGCCCCACCUUCAUCAGGCAAGCCAGCCAACUGCAGAAGAUGGAGCUGAAGAAGGACCUGUUCACUCUGGACGGAACGGUGGGAAUUGAGCUGCCCGGCUGGACCGGACCGCGACUGAGCCCGCCACUCAGGGAGGAGGUGACGAAGCAGCUGUGGGACUACGCCCAGUCCGACGUGUGUCUAAAGAUGGAGGUGGUGGAGGCGGAAUCCAUGCUGAAGGAGCUGCUGGGUGGAGAGGCUUUCGUGUGCAAGCGAAUGAUCCUACCUCACAUGCGCUCCAUAGACCUCGAAGUGCACCUAGACCCCAGUGAUAAACCCCUGAGUCUGACCUCAGACCCCCUUGUCGGCAGCCCUGCUUCAGAUGAGGGCUCGUGCGGCCCUUUGGGAUGGGAAGCAGGGCACGUGGGAGUGAACCUGACCGACGACCUGCUGGCCCAGCUCACCCAUGCCAAGAACACGCUGCUACAGCCUUCAGCGUGUCCUGCCCGGUGCCCGAACCUUUGCCCCGUGGAGCCGCAGGGUGAGAGAGGGGGUAUCCUCAGUGUGGGAGUUGACCUGAGUGACGACCUCUGGCACGCCCUGACCAAGCGCAAGGGACUCUCCCCUGCAGUCGGCCAGGUCCCCUCCAGGCCUGCCCGCCGGCGGCUUGCCAUCCAGGUGACGAAUCGGAACCACUACUGUUACCGGACCCGGCAGCUACUUGGGCUCCACGCCAUGAAGAGGAGGCAGCUGGAACUGGAGGGGUAUGGGGUUGUGGAACUGCCGUACUGGGAGUGGUUACCUCUGCUGCGCCGGGCCCGUGUUGAGAAACUUGCCUACCUGCACUGCAAGAUUUUUAGUAGCUUAGAAGCUGCAAAGAGGUGACUGCUGAUCUCGCAUUCAAGUGUUUCCAUGUGAUUUGCAGAAAUUAACAUAUCAGCUGCCAAUUUGUCAGUUACAUCUUGUCACACAGUUUCAUGAAAUAUUAAUUAAAAUCGGCAUGGUGUAAAAGUGUCAACACAUUGCGAUUUAUGACUUCACAAAAUAAUCUAUUGUAAUGCUUUUACUGCUUCCUAAAGAUGUGAAUGUAAAGCUUAAAAUCUUUAGAUAUAAACUGAUAAAGCAAUAUCUAAUCAGUGCUACGAUUGCUGAACAUAGUGGAAGUCUAAUUUGAGGUAUUGUGUAGGCUUACAUUACAUGUGUCUCCUUACCUGAUAGUUAGUUACUUUUACAAUAUGGUGCUAAUAUAUAAUAAUACAAUAAUAUAUAAUAAUGUGAUGAUAAAACAAAAAGUUACUUAUUUGGUUAAGAACUUAUGAAAUGUGUUUCUGUGAAAUAACUCGCUAGCAAGUCCCAGCGAGCCACUGAUCGUCAUUAACUGACUCAGCAUGCUGGUCACCAGAUCUGCACUGUCAAACCUCUUCAGCAAGUAAGACUUGUGGAAUUAGGAAAAGAAACGAGCAGUUAUCUCGUAGCACGCUUGUUAAUUAUCGAGUACUGUUUGGUGUACCCUCCACAUGUCCUUCGAGUUGCAGUCUUUGUGUUCUUCGGCAGAACUUGCUGUUCGUGUUUCUCUGGGAUCUAUGAGCGGGAAACGCACAGCAUCAACCCCCCCGUUGGCCUUCUCCAACCCGGCUUGGCCGUCACCUCGGUGACGGGGAGCCUUCCAUCACAAGUGUCCUGCCAGCAGCAGAAAGAGAGGAGGGAGGAGAAACGGACACAAUUUGGACAGAAAUAUUAAACUGGCUUGAAUUAG
This is a messenger RNA of Electrophorus electricus (electric eel), 3419 nucleotides long. The record is from RefSeq and is a predicted model, not a curated record. Lineage: Eukaryota; Metazoa; Chordata; Actinopteri; Gymnotiformes; Gymnotidae.